AUGGGCGACACGAUUCCAACCAUGAUCCACCGGUACUUGUUGAUCUCGUUGAUCAUCUCCAGCGGCUUGGCCUUCCUGGACAACACUCUUCCGCUUCAUUUGUUCACUAAUUUACAGCGAGGCCCUGAGAGCAGCAGUGUUGAGCCGACAGGUUCAAAAAUCUAAAAUCUUGAAUUUAAAAAAAAAAAGUGUUAAAAAAAAUUGAAAAAUAUAAGAAAAUAUUGAAAAUUCUGAAAAAUAUAAGAAAAAGUCUGUAAAAAUUCAAUUUCCAGUCGUAAAUUUUUGAGCUUCAGUUUUUAUCAGCGCAAGAAUGGCACUAAGCGUUGCGGGUUUUCGAACGCGCCCGACUUGAAACUACUUGCGCGCAAAGAUAUAAUUUUGACCGAGAUGCUCCCUCAACUCUUUGAGCCAUUCCAAGUGCGACCACGGCAUGUGAUUUUUCUAGAAUUUUUCAAGAUUUUCAAGAAAAUAUUAUUUUUGACCUUUUUCAAAACCAAAAAUCUUUCUUUCUCAGAAUUCAAACCAAGAUGAAGUUUUGGGUAGUUUCUGGAUUUUUUUUUUGUUUGAAAACUUUUUUUCGCAUUUCAAAGGUUUAUUGACUACUACCAACGCCUUCUAGGAAUUUUUUUAGCUGAAAAAAAUAUCAAUAAUGAUGAUAAAAGAAGGCUUCUGUAUGAUGGGAAAUAACCAAAACAAGUCGUUUUUUUUUGUUUUUGUUAUCCUUUUAUGAGCGUGGAUGAUAUUGAAGUCUUCUAGGAUUUCCUAAAAGUUCAAAAAAAAAAAAACUGAAACUGUCUUAUUUCUCUGCGCCCCGGUGAGAGAAAAGAGAGCGCAGACAGGUCAGAGUUUUUCGAGUCGUAAAGCCGAAAAUCAGUUUGACAAGGUCUUACGAAGUUUUUUUAUUGUUUGAAAAAGUUCAUCGCCUAGUCGAUUAUAUCUAUGAAUAAAAAAAAAUAAAUAUUUAUCUAUUGAUUUAUUGAAUGUAAAAAUCAAUAGAAAGCUAUGAAAAACACGUUCAAACUUCAAUUUCUCUCAUUUCAGUCAGACGAGUCCCGCCGUAUUUUUCCUACAAACUCGAGCGAAAAUACGUCGUCGGCGUCGGCGGCAGCAUCAAUCUGACAUGUGUCGCCGUCGGCUACCCCAUGCCGAGGGUUUUUUGGAAGAAAAGCGAUCAAGGUUUGGUUCAUUUUGACAAGAUAUGAAAAGGAGGCGAGAGAGAAUGGUAAGCAAGAGAGACGGCAGAGAAGGCAGAGUUCUCUCCUUCUCUGGCGUCUCUACAGGCCGCCGCUGAUCUCUUAUUUUUGACGGUUUUGAAGCUUAAUUUUAAGUCCAAUCAAAAGCUUGUGAGAGAGCAUGGAAGACAGGAGAGACGGCAGAGAAGGCAGAGUUCUCUCUUUCUCUGGCCUCUCUACAAGUCGCAGCUGAUCUCUUACUUUCGAAAACAUUGAUACCGGAUUUUGUAUUCUAUUGAUAGCAGGCGAGAGAACAUGGCAAUCUGGAGAGGCGGCACAGAAGUCAGAGUACUCUACUUCUCUGGCGUCUCUUCAAACCGCCGUUGAUCUCUUACUUAUCCUUACCUAACCCUUAUAUAGACAGUUUUUUUUGUUUAGAAAUCUCAAUUUUAACUUGAUAAAAAGGUGGAUUUCCUCAAAAUAACCUGAGGGAAAAAGAAAAUCUCUUCAGAAGUCCUCGACGACCCAUCCACAUCUCCAGUCGGCAAGAACGUUCUGACCCUUUCCAACGUCGAACAAACGGAAAAUUUCACCUGCGUCGCCGUCAGUGCUCUCGGAAACAUCGAAGCCACCACCACUGUCAUUGCCAAACGUUGGUCUUCCUUCUAUUUUCAAAGAAAUAUUUGAAAAAUUACAGCCCUUCCCCCAGCUCCAAAAGACGUCCAAGUGAUUGCGGUCACGUCGGAGUCGGUCACUCUUCGCUGGGAGCCGCCGAUUACCGACCUGCCCAUCUCCAAGUACAUCGUCAAGUACCGACAGAAGUGAGUGAAGUGGAAAAAAGUCCACUGUAAUGUAGAAAAUCCAGAAAAACCGCUUCUAAACGGAAUUAGAAACGCCGGGGUCGGGUUUAGGCGAAAAAGAGGCUUUUUAGGGGUUAAGUUUAGGUUUUAGGACUUGAGAGUGGACCCUUCAGGGGUUAGGGGAAAAUAGCGGGGAAAAAAGUGGUCCCUAAAGGGUUAAAAUUCAGGUGGACCCUAUUCCCCUAUAGGGCCACUUCUGCGAACUUUAGCGGUCCCUAGAGAAGUCCCUAGAGAGGAACCUUCAAGAACCACUCUGGUUGCUUCUAUAGGGACCACUUCAGUCCUUGAAGCUUCUAUAACUGGGAAAAUUUCUAGUGGCCACUAAAGAGGCUCGCCGAGGACUACUAGGAGAAGACACUAAAGCGGCCACUGAACUCACUUCUAUAGUUUCCACUAUGAAGGUUCUUUAUUUAGUGGCCACUUCAGUAGUUUUUCAUCCAGUAUUCCUUCCAGUAACUCUGAUGAUUUUAAAACAAACAGAUUGGACCAGUUAUGUGGAUCCAUUGACCCCUAAAGUGGCCACUAAAAUUUUUAGUGGUCUAGUGGUAGCACUUAGACCUCUAUAAUGGCCACUAAUUUCUAACCCCUUAAGUGGCCGCUAGUUUGACUAUUAUAGUUGCCACUAAAACUUCAAAACCCUCUAGUGGCCACUAAAAAUUUUUGAAAAAAGUUAGGUCAACUUUGACCCCCAUUUUUGAAAGAAGUUUUUUCACAACCUGAUCAAAAUUUUACAAGUUUUGUGUGGAUUUCCGUGUGAGUGUUCUUCAAAAAGUCCACUAACAGUUUGACGUGUUCUUCUUCUUUUCUUAAUCGCACCAAUGUUUUCCUCAGAAGUGGUCUCACCACGACUUCUUCUUCUUCUUCUUCCACUCCUUCUCCUACCGAUUCUGUCGCCUUUGGGUGAGUGUCCGAGUCAUUUUUUGCAUGGAUGUGGUUGGUUUUGAAUGUUUUUGAAGCAUUUUCGGACUUUUGAGCAGACAAAUUGUCAGGAAAUCGAUAAUUUUUUGCUUUCGGAUCUUUCUUGAUCUCUCAAAAGUUACUCCUUCAGAUACGCCGAAUCCAGGACCGCCCGUGGAAAAACGCUGGAAACUCUCGAAACGAACAUCGUUAUUGAUGGACUGCAACCAUUCCAGGUAUUUUUUAUCAUUACGGGUUGAAAAAAUCUGACCUGUCUGUGCUCUCUUUUCUCUGGCUGUGAAGGUGAAAGAGCAACACGGCGCAGAGAAGUCAGACUUUUUUAAAAAUUUAAUAGCCCGAGGUGUUCAAGUUCAAUUGAAAAUGACAAUUUUCAUCAUUUUGCUGGAAGUGGCUGUUUUUCAACUUCAAAUAUGCUCUAUCGAUAAUUCCACUCCUUUUAAGGAAUUAAAACAUUAAACUACAUCUGAAAAGUUUUAUUAUUGAAAAAAAUACGCAUAGUCAAAUCACUUGCAGCUCUACGAGUUCACCGUUCAAACGAUGAGCGAAGUUGGGCCGGGUGUGACGUCACUACCCACCGAAGCGCAGACCGCCGAAGAUGUCCCAAGCUCGCCGCCGAACUACGCCCAAGCCAGAAGCCUCAACAGGUCGGUUUUCUGAUUUUCAGUUUUUGGGGUCAAAGGUUCGCGCAAGUCCUUUACGGUCGGGUGCAGGGACCGCUACGCAUUUUCCUCAAUAAUCAGGGUGCUGGAAAAUGAUAAUUUUUGAAGAGAUGCGAUUCUGGUGAAAUGGUCGGCAAGCGAUCGACCCAACGGGCAGAUUCUCGGCUACCGUGUCAGGUACACUUCGGCCGACCCGGAAUUGUCCUUGGAUCAGUGGAAAAAGGUUUAUUUUCACAUUUCAAAAUGGAACAAUUAUUAUAGGCAAAGUCGGAAGGACCCUUUAGGGGCCCCUUGAGCGUCCGUCACCUUUUUUUGAGGCUCUUUAGACCUCCAAGAAAGAAAGACUCGAAAAAGGCCUCAAAACGGAACCAUUUUAGCGGCCAUUUUGCAUCCGUUUUCCGCACUUCCGACUUUGGCAGUGUAUAUCAUACGAUUCGUAGAUUUUUUUAAAUUCAUUAGGUUCCAAUCUUUUUACUAUCACUGUUUAAUUUCGAGAAGAUAAAAAAUAGAAAUGCUCGCCCAAAAAAAUCCGAAAUUCCAGCACGAAACAAAGGCGGAUGAGCUGAUGGCGACCCUGUACGAGCUCGAGCCGGACACGAAAUAUUUCAUCCGAGUUACGGCCCGAAAUUCCAAAGGCGAAUCUCCAGUCAGCAACCUCGUGACUGUAUCUACCAAGCAAGGAAGUUGGUCUUUUUCCUCAUAACCGUCUGACCCGUCUGCGCUCUCUUCUCUCUCAUCGGGAAGAGAGCUCAGAGAAGAUGGAUAGUUUCAUGAGGUAGCGUAUGGCGAACUGUAUUUUAAGAUCAGGGUCUAAAAAAAAAGCCGUGGUAUUUUUUGGAAAGUGUGCUCCGACGCUAUAUGUGUUAUUUUUACAUUUCUCAUUUUUGUAAAGCUUCAGACACGGUUUUUUUAUUUAUUUCUAAAAAAUGAUCAAAAUGACGUCCUACUUUUAUUUUCCAUUCACGACGACUCGGAACAGUCUGACCUGUCUGCGCUUUCUUUUCUCUCAACUGAGAUGUCAGAGAGCAUGAGAGCGCAGAGAAAUGAGACUUUUCAGAGUUGCAGUGAAUGAAGUAUACACCCAAACCGAAAAAAAAGUAAAUUUUUCAGUCCCCGGACAACCGACGCGUCUGAAAGCAUCCGCCUUGGAUUCACGAAGGAUCCAGCUCACCUGGGAUAAGCCGCUUUUCUCAACUCCUAUCACAGGUGAUUUUUGUCGGAAUUUUUCUUAAAGAAGUCAUUUUUUCAGGUUAUACAAUCCGAUACAACACGUCGGAUGGCGAAAAAGAGCUGACUUUGACGCCGCCUCUGGAGAAACAUGUCGUCAGUGGACUUCUACCGGACCGUUUUUAUGCCUUCCGGUGAGGAUUUGAAUCAUUUUUGAAGCGUUUACUAUACAUUCUUCAAUCGACAUGGCUUGAAUCUGUCUGACUUAUCUGCGCUCUCUUUUUCUCUCACCGGCGAGGUCAUAAACUUUAAAAAAAGAGAGAAAAUGAAGGCAAAAAAAAGCGCUGUUUGGAACCGUAGCGAAUAUAAAAUAUUCAGUUUGAGUUUUUAAGGAUUAGGAAUGAUUUUAGGGUCUUAAUGAACACUAAAUUUUCUUAUUACAUUUUUUUUUACUUUUUACAUUUUUUCCCAGGGUUGCCGCAAUAUCGGCUCGAGGAGAAGGCGAAUUCACGGAACCGGUCAGCGAGAAGACCAUCGCUUCCAGUAAGUUUUUUGCUUUUUUCAAAAUUUUUUUUGUUAUUUUUGUCGUCCUGAUGUUAUGAGAAAAAAUAGCCGCUCAAAGCUUUCACAGUUGCGCUCUAUUGAUAACUUGAAGAAAACUGAAAUAUCGCUCAUGAGACUUCAGAAGCGCUCUCUAAAGAAAAAAGCUUCCAAGAGCGGAAGAUCAAAUUUUUAUCGGUAGAGCAACCUUGACCAAAAGUUUGAGCCGUGGCUAUUUUUUUUUCAAAUUUAUUUUGUGUUAUAUUCAUCGUGGUGAUGUACAAGCACGGCAAAAGUUGAUGAGAAAAAAUAGCCGCCUAAAAUAAUCACAGUUGCGCUCUAAUGAUAACUUAAGGAAAAGAGAGCUGAAAUAUCGCUCAGGAGACUUUAGAAGUGCUCUCUGAAGAAAAGGGCUUCCAAAAGUGCGAAGAAUCAAAAUUUUAUCACAAUUAUCAGUAGAGCAACCUUGACCAAAAUUUUGAGCCGCCAUUUUUUUUAGCUUUUUUGAGUUUGAUUUUUUUCUCUAAGAAAUACUCAAUUUUUGUAGUUUUUAAAGUUUUUCAGAUGGUUUAUCGAUUUUUUUCCUGACAAUUUUUCAGUAGAAAUUCUCAUUUUUCAAAAUAAAGUAAUAAAUUCAGUCACGCCUAUUUUUGCUCAAGCUUGAUUUUUUCUGUCGUCCAGUGAUAGUGCUCGUUUUUUCCAGUACCGCUAGCCGCCCCAAUCGUCACCGACCUGACCUCCCCGACGUCCAAAUCACUGCGCAUCAACUGGAGUGCUCCAAACGCGACCCAGCAGAAUGGCGAGCUCGUCGCCUACAAGCUGACUUUCCGUGUCGUGACGUCGAACUACUCUGCGUCGAUCCUGACGUCUUCAAGCGACGAAUACGACGACGGCGAGGAGGAUGACGUCGAUGAGGCGAAGAUGUUGUCCGAUGACGUGAUUGUUGGCGCGAAUGUGACGUCAUAUGUGAUCGAGAAUCUGACGCCGUGGACGACGUACGAAGUCGUCGUCUCCGCGGCUACAGAUGACGGAUUCGGUCCGGAAAGCUCACCCAAACGCAUGCAAACUCUAGAAGAUGGUUAGUUAUACUAUUUGACUUUUUGGAGUUUUCAGGUGGCUCGUCUGAUGAGGACGUUUACUUGGGUGGGUUUGGUGUUGUCUUGUGGGAUUUGAAGUUUCGGAAUAGCCUGGACAGAUGA
This is a messenger RNA of Caenorhabditis auriculariae, 6515 nucleotides long. Lineage: Eukaryota; Metazoa; Nematoda; Chromadorea; Rhabditida; Rhabditidae. The record is from the annotation of a GenBank genome assembly.